Molecule: messenger RNA, 297 nt
Organism: Caenorhabditis angaria
Lineage: Eukaryota; Metazoa; Nematoda; Chromadorea; Rhabditida; Rhabditidae
Source: the annotation of a GenBank genome assembly
AUGUAUUUAUUGUGUUGGUUGCAAGAAGGUUAGUUGAAUUAUCUCUAAAAUUUCGAUAGUUUUCCAAAAUCUAAUAAAAAUCUGUUUUUUUUUUCAGAUUUCAUCUUCAUGAGCACCUUCACCAACUUCUACUGCCAGUUUUGGCAUCAUUUUCUUGUAGCUUUGUGGCCAAGAAAGAAGAAAAUGCCAAGAAAUCGGCCAGAACUUGAUGAUUAUUCCAAGAAAGCAGCCAAAAAUGUUGAAAUUGACAAUUGCACCAAAUUUUUCUUGCCAGUUUUGGCAGCUGUGAAUAAAUGA